AUGUUGCCUGACAGAGCAGAGGAGCUGUUGUCGGCCACACGGAUCGAGAGCAAGCGUCUGGCAAGCAUGGUGAAGCAUUUAAGCGAAAAGAGGCUCGAAGCGGCGAAGCUCGUACAGCGAGGUACGGAGGACUUGCAGACAUCACUGCGAGAAGUGGCCUUGGUCGCACAGAAGGAAGAGUCCACACUGAUGCAAGAAGCAGACACACGUGCUUCUGAAACAGUGCGGCUGCAGAGGCAGGAGGAACAAAAGGGGCACCUUGCCGAAGCUUACAGACAGUUAUCUGAGUUUUUCCAGGUUGGUGAUGCCGUGCCUGCCUUGAAAUGGUACGCCCGUCUCCAGAAGGAGUUGCGCUCUCCUGACAGAGUGGCAGGCGCAGCUGCUCUUCAGCAGGUGAGGUUGCAGCAAGGUUCCUUUUCCCGCACCUGCUGCCGACUUAAGGAGGUCACGAAUCGUGUGGCAUCCGUCAAGGCACCACAGGCAGAGGCAGGAGCCCCAGCCGGAUUGCUCUCGUGGCUUCUGAAGCCAAGAGAGUGCGGAUCAGAACCAACUGUCCAACCAACCAAGUUUACACAACCUAAAUGCAUUUUUGAACAGCCAAAACCGCCGUUUGCGCAACCAAAACAGACCGAUUCAACAACCAAGAAACCAACAUCAUGA
This is a messenger RNA of Symbiodinium necroappetens, 660 nucleotides long. The record is from the annotation of a GenBank genome assembly. Lineage: Eukaryota; Dinophyceae; Suessiales; Symbiodiniaceae.